AAAAGCCUAACUACCAAUUAACUGACACUAUUCAAAAAGGAAAUCAAAAGAAAGAGCUUCGAAAAACUCACUCUUCACUUCAUCGAUUACAGAGUCAGUAACAAACAAUGUUUACAUUACAGUUUCAGUAUCUAGGCACGCGUUUAAAAAGCCCCAUCGCACGUGCUACUUUUCCCCGUUACUAUGAUUCGGUAUGGUCAACAUUCAAUUUUUGCACGUGUCAGACCCUAACGGAGCUGAAACAGCUUCUUUUCCAUAUUUUUGGGCUUUACCACCCAAUAUCUCUCUAUCACUUUUCCUCCAAUUAAGAUACAGUAUUUGUCACUUCAAUUUCAAGUACGUGAUGGAAAAGAACUUCAAUUUUAACGAUAAUUCCAGUUCCGCUUUCAGUGACUGCAACAGCGACAGAUCCGACGAAUUCACCACUGCAUCUUCACAAAACCGACGCCUAUUAAUGGCUUGCGCUUCCGAUAAUUCCGACGAACUCAUUUGCCAGUUAGUUCUCGAUCUCGACUCCUGUUCGAUUGAACAACAAAAACAAGCCACAACGGAAAUCAGAAUACUCGCCAAAAGUAAUUCCGAUAACCGUCUCAGAAUCGCGAAAGCCGGCGCUAUAAAGCCGUUAAUUUCGCUUCUAUCUUCGCCGGCGCCGGACCUUCAGCUUCAAGAAUAUGCCAUCACAGCGAUUUUAAAUCUCUCACUCUGCGACGAGAAUAAAGACGUUAUCGCUUCGUCCGGAGCGAUUAAACCUAUGGUUCGAGCACUGAAAACAGGAACUCCAACGGCGAAGGAAAACGCGGCGUGUGCUCUGCUUCGUCUCGCGCAGACAGAAGAGAACAAAGCGGAAAUAGGAAGGUACGGAGGAAUUCCGCCGUUGGUGAACCUUUUAGAAAACGGCGGAAUCCGAGGGAAGAAGGACGCGUCGACGGCGCUGUAUUCGCUAUGCUCGGUGAAAGAGAAUAAAAUUAGAGCCUUGAAGGCUGGAAUCAUGAAGCCGUUAGUGGAAUUGAUGGCAGAUUUAGGUUCUAACAUGGUGGAUAAGUCGGCGUAUGUGUUGAGCGUUCUGGUGACAAUGAUGGAGGCGAGAACGGCGUUGGUGGAGGAAGGAGGUAUACCUGUGUUGGUGGAAAUAGUGGAGGUAGGAACGCAGAGACAGAAGGAAAUUGCGGUGGUGAUUUUAUUGGAGAUUUGUGAAGAGAAUGUGAGUAAUAUUAAAAUGGUGUGUCGUGAAGGAGCCAUUCCUCCAUUGGUUGCUCUUUCUCAGUCCGGUACCAAUCGCGCCAAGCAAAAGGCGGAGACACUUAUAAAGCUUCUACGGCAACCAAGAUCCGGCAACGCCGCUGCACGUGCCUCAUAAAUGUCAACAUUUGUAUAUACUCUACCAGGUAUCCUUCUGUUCUGUAUAUACUCCAAGAAUCUAACGGUGUAUACUAGUUAAUGGCUUAGGAGGAUCCAUCCCCAAGGAGAGAACCAAGCAUCAUUUGUAUAUAUUCCACCAAUUUGUAAUGAAGAAGCUUUGUAAAGUAUUGUGAUAUAAAUUAUGCUAGAGGUAGCACUUUAUUUUGCUUUGAUUCUCUGGUUUUCAUAAAGAGAAAUGUGUUUUUUUUUAAGAAAAAAGAGAAAUGUUAAGUUGACGUUUUACA
Messenger RNA from Cicer arietinum (chickpea), 1643 nucleotides. Its product is annotated as U-box domain-containing protein 14-like. Gene Ontology annotation, molecular function: protein binding. Lineage: Eukaryota; Viridiplantae; Streptophyta; Magnoliopsida; Fabales; Fabaceae. The record is from RefSeq and is a predicted model, not a curated record.